ACACAAACCAGGUAGUGCUCAUCAUAAUCUUCUCUCUCAAGAAUUUUCUCUCACUUUCUCGCCAACCAAACACUCAUUUCGCCAAACCCUAAGAUAUUUUCCCGGAAAAUUUUGCACACGAAGAGUUUCAUACUUCACUGGAAACUCUGAUUUCGUCAGCAUUGUCAAAGUUUGUGGAGGAGGCAGAAAAUCUGCAGUUGAUUUGAAGUGACUGGUUAAAAUGCCGGAUUUUCCCGGGAAAAUGAGCUCGGAAAGUGAGGACAAGGGUCGACUUCCGCACUCUGAAUCUGACGCACAAGACCUCGCCAAACAUUCAAGGAUUACAUAUAGUAGGGAUAUUUUGUUCUCUCUAGCAAAUGUGGAUGCAAGCAUAAAACUUCCGAGUGGGAUCGAAUCUUCGAUUUUAAGUGAACUUUAUUCUGUGUGUCCUCGUUCGUCACAACCUUCUCGUGAUUCAGAAUAUCGUGGACUUCUGGGAAACGGGCACGAACUGGGAGUAUAUGGACGCUUUCCUGGGGAUUCUGCUUCCAUGUUGCAAAACAGUCCUCACCUACUCCAUAAGAGCAAAGAACCAUAUCGUCCUCGACAACUCUAUAAGGCAGUGAAUCGUUUGGGGACAAACCCUUGGAAUUCGUACAAUGAUGAGACUUUUGGUUCUUCCGAGUGUCCAAGUCAGAAGGAAGAAGAGGAGGGAAACAUUACAAGAGAAGCACAUGAAAAAGCCGUCCAAGAGAAGCAAACUCAAAAUUCAAACGAGCAUGACGAAACUUCCAAAUUUGGCUUGUCUCUUGAGGAUUCUACUAACAGUACGAGAAACAAAUGUGAAACAUCAGAGGAACAUGUAGUAUCCCCUGCUUCACCUGUCAAUUCUUCCAACAGUGCAUCACAACAAACUCCUGUAUCUGGACAAGAAUUAUCCCCAGGUCUCCUGGCCAUAUCCGUUGACGAGGAUACUGAAGCAAAAUUCUUAAUUGAUUCGAUCAUACCAGAGCAUUCUGAUCUGACCACAAUUCACCCCGAGGACCCUGAAAUCUGUUGUUCUAAAUUUGUUCACCAGUUUCAUGUUACAGAGAAAACGCCUAGCUAUGGCAUAUCUUGCUGUGAACGGUCUGAAUUUAUAGCUCAUGAAGUUUCAGAGGACCUGACUCAAGAACCAUCAUACGGUGGUUCCGGAGAGGGAUUGCAAUCAACUGAUGCAUCUUCUUUCAUUCAACAAGGUUCUGUUGAAAGGUCAGGAAAGAAUGGCAUUUCAGAACCGUGCAAUUUGCCACUUCCAAUUGCAGAUAAAUAUGUCUUUCCUUCAACCACUGAAGAAUAUGAACUCAUUUCAAUGGAUGGGGAAGACAGCUUGUCCUCAAGCUCUGGUGAACAAAGUAAGGGCAGGGAAACUCAGUUAGUCUCUGAUGAUUUUGUAGAAAAACUCAGAUUGGGUGUUCAAUUUGACCCGGGAUCAGAAUCUAUAGCUUAUGGAGUGUCAAAGGACUUGACCCGAGAACCAUCAUAUGAUACAGUUUCUGGGAAGGGAUUGCAAUCAACUGAUGCAACUUCUUUAAUUCAGCAAAGCUCUUUAGAAAGGUCGGCAAGGAAUGAUGUUUCAGAACCAUGCAAGUUCCCACUUCCUAUUGACGAAUAUGCACUCAUUUGGCUGGAUUGUGAAAAUAUGCUGUUUUCAAGCUCUGGUGAGAAAAGUAAGAGCAGGGAAAGUCGGUUGGCCUCUAAUGAUUUGCUCGAAAAAAUGAGAUCCGGUGUUCCAUUUGACCCAGGGUUGAUACACAAUCCUGUCAGCUGCAUUGAUGAUCUGGAGAGUUUUCCCAUUGAGCUUCUUUUGCCCGAUGAGGACAGCCUAAUUACAGCGGAUGACUUCAAGUUUACACCCGAAAAGGACAAUAACACAAUUGAAGGUAGUCCAGUCAAAGCUGAUGGGGUAAACUCAAGUUCACCGUUUGCUAUUUCCACGAAUCUAACAGGCUUGAAUAUUUUCAAAGAUGAAAAAUCUACUCAACGGAGUUCAGAAGAUUCCACUUCCUUCUGUAAUUCGUAUAAUGUUGUCACUGGCUUGGGGACUUACAGUAACAGUCAAGAACUACAAGCAUACAGAAGCCCUGCAACAUUUCAUCGGGUACGAACCAUACAAUCAAGACAGACGAAGCAAACAUCUUUUUGUCCAUUAGAUUCUCAUCCAGCUCAAGCUCGCAAGGCCUCCGUCCCAUCCCACCAUCCUUUCUCUACUAAUAUACUCCCCAGCACUGUCCAUCACUCCCUUGCAAAACAACACCAGCAACUGCUGCAGAUGCACGUUCCAGGAAGGAUUCCACAACACCAACUUAGUGGGUGUCCCGGAGGUGCAAUGACUCAUUGUCCUUGUGAUCAAUCUCGUUACUUGCAGGAGUUCGGCCCUACUCAAGAUUUUCCUUUGAACUACCAGCCACCAAGUCAUGGAUCUUUCGAAAUGCCAGGUCUAGGGUUUCGUGUCUAUGGGAGCACCGAUGAUCUGACUUUCAACACCCCUCUGCAAGAAACUCAGCGCAAGGCGGGGACAGGCUUCUACCUUGGCCGGCCAUACUCGGACAACCUUUGAGAAACAAAGCGGUUAACGAACAUCUUUACGGCAUCAGCUUAUACGUUGAUUCUACCAAUCUGUAGAUGAUGCGACUGUAAAUAUUUCGGUGUUCACUUCAAGUUUGACUAUUAGUUUCUACUGAAAUAUGACUCUGUACAAGGAAAGCAACGACGCGAAAAAGGCGAAAAUAGAACAGCAGCUUAAGAAGCUUAAAGAAAAGGGGGAGAAAAGUUAUCUUUACGAUUC
This is a messenger RNA of Malus domestica (apple), 2806 nucleotides long. Lineage: Eukaryota; Viridiplantae; Streptophyta; Magnoliopsida; Rosales; Rosaceae. The record is from RefSeq and is a predicted model, not a curated record.